Messenger RNA from Capra hircus (goat), 1445 nucleotides. It is a transcript of the gene DUOXA2, whose product is annotated as dual oxidase maturation factor 2. Gene Ontology annotation, cellular component: endoplasmic reticulum membrane. NCBI's taxonomy places the organism in Eukaryota, Metazoa, Chordata, Mammalia, Artiodactyla, Bovidae. The coding region runs from base 18 to 1265 and encodes 415 amino acids. The record is from RefSeq and is a predicted model, not a curated record. Gene Ontology annotation, biological process: protein transport. The transcript has 5 exons.
CUCCGCCUCUUAUUUGCAUGAUCUUUUCCCUCCGGGACCCAGCUGCAAAGUCCCGACAGCGCUCAGCGCUCGGCUCACGCUGCUAUAAAAGGGGUUUCAGGUCCCAUGCGACUUCCAAACGCAGAGCGAACCCUCAGAGCCCGCUCUCCCACUUGCCUAACUCGGUAUCGGCCAAUCCAGAGCGCCUGAGAGCAGUUAGCUGCUGGCUUCCUAAAGGGGAGCGGAGACGCUCAGACUUGACUUUUCCAUUGGGUCUAGUGCUCGCACCCAGGGGACAGAGUAAAGGGAAGUGGGACCUGGACUCGAAGGCCAGUGAUUGCUCUCCCCGCUGGAACACACCCAGCUCAGCCGGGCUGCAGCAUGACUCUGUGGGAUGGUGUGCUGCCCUUCUACCCUCAGCCCCGGCAUGCCGCCGGCCUCAGUGUCCCUCUACUCAUCGUCAUUCUCGUGUUCUUGGUCUUGGCCGCCAGCUUCCUGCUCAUCUUACCCGGGAUUCGUGGCCACUCGCGGCGCACUUCAGCGCAGAAUGGUCAGUCGGCAGCGUUAGCACCAAAACAUCCUACAAGGCCUUCAGCGUGGAACGCGUCCGAGCCCACGUCGGUCUGCAUGUGGGCCUGGAGGGUGUUAAUAUCACACUCACAGGGACCCCAGUGCAGCAGCUGAACGAGACCAUCGACUACAACGAGCAGUUCGUCUGGCGGGUGGGCCAAAACUAUGCCGGGGCGUACGCGGAGGCCCUGGAGAAGGGGCUGCCGUACCCGGUUCUCUAUCUGGCGGAGAAGUUCACUCCAAGCAGCCCCUGCGGGGUUUACCGCCAAUACCGCCUGGCGGGACACUACGCCUCGGCCACUCUAUGGGUGGCCUUCUGCUUCUGGCUCCUCUCCAACAUGCUGCUCUCCAUGCCGGUUCCGCACUACGGAGGCCUGGCUCUCCUCAUCACCGGCGCCUUCGCGCUCUUCUCGGUGUUCGCCUUCGCCUCUAUCUCCAGCGUGCCUCUCUGCCAGCUCCGCCUCGGCUCCUCCGAGCUCACCACUCACUACGGCGCAGCCUUUUGGAUCACGCUGGCCACUGGCGUCCUGUGCCUCCUGCUCGGAGCGGCGGUGUUGAGUCUGCACUACGCUCGGCCCAGCGCUCUUCGCCUCUUCUUGGAAGGAAGUGUCAAGGACCUCGAAAGUCCAGCGAAGGGGAGCUCGCCUCUCGUCCUCAGCAACCCACUGCAUAAGCAGUUCAGGGCCUCGGACUUAACCAUCAGUACUAACUUGUGAAAGGACUCAACGUCGGACUCCUACUCCGCCUUGGUCCCCGCGCAGGCCGGGGUGCCGGUGCCCGCCGAGCGGAGGAGCUCCGGGAGCGCGGUGGGAGAGGCCGGUGGCCUCGGAUGUGACCCCCGCUCCGCAGAAAGUCUCCCAGGGUGAGCUGGAAAUAAAUUCUUUCUCUUUUGUUUU